This is a messenger RNA of Pseudogymnoascus verrucosus, 2114 nucleotides long. RefSeq lists its product as uncharacterized. Gene Ontology annotation, molecular function: carbohydrate:proton symporter activity. Bases 207 to 1805 code for a protein of 532 amino acids. The transcript has 3 exons. Gene Ontology annotation, biological process: transmembrane transport; carbohydrate transport. The record is from RefSeq and is a predicted model, not a curated record. Gene Ontology annotation, cellular component: membrane. Lineage: Eukaryota; Fungi; Ascomycota; Leotiomycetes; Thelebolales; Thelebolaceae.
CAAAAAGUGAGGAUCACAAGUUCAGCUUUCAUGUUACUCCCUUAUUGCCGUGUGUGAGAGUAUGUAAACUGUCAUCUCAUGGAGUAUUUAAAGGACACCCCGUUCGCUCUUCGUUUUCCUUUUAAAGGCCGACUCUGUACGUACUGUACAACACAUCAAUUACAUCCUUUUGGUUCUAGACAAUCGAUACUGCCCCCUACCUCGCUAUGUUUCAACAUUUCUGGAAGAAGCUGUCGCCCAAACAGCUCUCCAUAUUCAUUCAGACUUUCUCUCUCAUUGCCAUUUUUUUCGAGGGAUAUGACCAAGGUGUUAUGGGAGGCGUGAAUGCCUCGCCCAACUACGUAGCUGAGGUCGGCAUUGGACUUCCAGAUGGGACAGUCACAGACACCACUCACCAAGGCGGCAUCGUCUCUAUCUACUACUUAGGCGCCAUCGUCGGAGCAUUCGUCGGCGGCUGGAUCGCUGAUCGCAUUGGUCGUAUUAACGGUCUCCUCAUCGCAGCAGUAUUCGCCCUGGUCGGAGGUGCCCUCCAGGCCGCCACACAGAGCUCCGACUUCAUUGUCGUUGCCCGUGUCGUUACGGGCCUGGGCACCGGAGCAUUGACUGCCAUCGUUCCCGUCUACAUCGCCGAAGUAUCAUCUGCGGGCCACCGUGGUGGAUUCCUUGGAUACGUCUUCAUCGCAAACUACCUGGGUAUCUCCGUAGCCUACUGGCUUGACUUUGGCCUCUCAUUCGUCGACGGUGGCUAUUCAGAGGUCAGAUGGAGAUUUCUCCUAGCUUUCCAGUGUCUCCCUGCUAUAACUCUGAUGGUUGGCAUCAAGUUUCUCCCCGACUCUCCUCGCUUCCUGGCCUCUGUCGGCCGUCUUGAUGAGGCUAAGGAGGUCUUGGAGCAUAUCCGUGGCAACAAGGGCCCAGAUGUCGAGAGGGAAUUCGCUGAAAUUUGCGCUGUUGCCGAAGAAUCCAAGCCUAGCUCCCCUGUCCAAUUCGCAAAGGUCCUCCUCGGCCGCGCUACUAACGGUGCUCACCUGGGUCGCCGUGCAUGGCUAUGUCUUUUUCUGCAAAUCAUGGCUUCAUGGACCGGAAUUACCGCGGUGACAGCGUACAGUCCCGUUCUCUUGAAGCAAGCCGGAUACAGUUCUGUCAAGCAGAGCGGUCUUGCCGGAGGCCUCAACACCAUCGGUAUAGUCGGCACCAUAAUAUCCGCACAGAUCGUAGACCGUCUUGGUCGGCGUACGUGUCUAAUCGGCGGCGCCUUCGGCCUCUUCCUCGUGAACCUAGUCGCAGCCGCUUUGUACGAAGGCUCACGUGCGGAUCCUAGCAAAGCCGCACAAAUCGCCCCGGCAGCUGUCACCAUGCUCUUCCUCUUUAACUUGAUCUAUGCCUCGACUUGGGGCACCGUCGCAUUCCUCAUCCCUACUGAGAUCUUCCCCUCCGAGAUGCGCGCCCAAGGCAACGGCUUUGGAAUCACGGGAUGGGCCAUCGGCGUCGGUAUGACCGUUCUCGUAAACCCUAUCAUGUUCGGGGUCCUCGAGUCGCGCACCUACUUCCUCUUCGCCGGCCUCAAUCUGCUCUGGUGCCCCAUCGUCUAUUUCCUCUAUCCCGAGACUGCAGGUCGUUCCCUCGAAUCAAUCGAGGCUAUGUUCGAGAGUAGCAGCCCGCUUUAUACCAAAAUGGAGGCUACGUACAAGGCCGCUGGAAAUGGCGAUGUCCUGGCAAACCAUCGCCUGUCUGUCAACCGCAUGUCAGAAAAUGGGGAGAAGUUUACUGUUGAUGAGGACUCUGUGUUAGAUCAUGAACAGGUUUGAAGUAGAGGGCUCAAUUGUAUAGGUCAACUGCUUAAUUCUGUCGAUUUCCCACUCGAGUUACUUGUUUUUGGUCUAACAGACGAACCAUAGUUGAGAAAAAUGCUUAAUUAAGAGCAAGGGAGACAGCGUGGCAGGUGGUCUACAAGAGGAUAGUGGAACAGAUAUUAGAAACCUCUUUGAACGUGAGUUAACCAGGCGCCUCACCUGCGUUGCAUAGCGCUAUUCCAUUAUUAAAUUCGACUAGAAGCUCUAGGCCUCUGUCGAAAUAAGAUAACUAUUGAGAACACAGCGAUCCCCAAUCACAUAGGC